AUGGGAAACAACAAUGUCGAGCCGGUGCUACAGCUGCUUGAGAAGGGAGACGCCCCGACAAGGGCACACAUCGAACUUUUACGAGUCACGAAUUGGCAACAAUACUCCAUUGGCCCCCUUUCUUCUUGGCCUCGAGAGCUAUGCACAAUACUUUAUCUCCUCAUGGUUGCACCUCAACCACAGUGCCUACUCAUUGGUACGGAGAACCUACUAUUGUAUAACCAGGCAUACGGCAAGAUGGUUCGAGACUUACACCCUAAGAUAUUCGGCCUACCGUUGGACGACGUGAAAGAGUGGCAGGGGUAUGAGUCCCGAAUGGCAGCUCACCGACACAAGGCUACCUCAAUGCCUGCUUACACAUGUCCCUCAUUCGUCGUACCAAUGAUGAAUCGUGGACGGUUACAAGACGUACAUCUACAGAUGGACAUCGUAACACUACCACCGCCACUGCGAGGCCUUCACCUGUACUUCGCUGAGACCACAGAUUGUGACUUGCGAGAGCGAAGACGGUCGACAGUGCGUGAACUGUCCGAGAUCUGGAGCUCUGCAAGUGAUCUGUUGUCCUUAUGGCCUCUUGUCCUGGACAGUAUCUCUACGCAUGCCAGAGACUUUCCCAUCGCAGCCAUCUACUCUCGCAGGACAAGUCCGGAAUCAGGUAAUUGGCACGAAGAAGACCAGUAUUUUCUAGAGGGAUCCGUCGGUGACUUUGACCAUGCUACCUUCCCACCGGCGUUUGGUGUGAACACCGCAGAAUUGAGCCUGCAACCCUUCAAGCAGGCUAUACUAUCAAAAUCCAAAGUCAUGAUCGACCCGGUGCCCGAGACAUGGGCCGAAGGAUCAUCACAGAGAGGUACUCGCGACAUGUGCACAGAGGCCAUGGUCCUACCAAGCAGCCUUACGCGUUAUCAGGACGUGGAAGCUUUGCUGAUUAUUGGACUACCCACGAGAGCGCCCCUCGACGAACCACAUCAGCAACAUAUCAAGCAACUUCAAGGUGAAUUUGCCGACGUUGUCAACACCUUGAUCGCAACCGCAGAGGCGGCGUAUAGGAGGAAAGAAGAUGCCAGACGAAACCAACUAGAGAAGGACCUGCUCGCCAAGGAAGUUGCUCUUCGUCAGAGGGAAGCAGAAAUGGCAACCGUUUUGGCAGAGAAGGUUCUCACUGUGGUUGAUGCGGUCGAGCAAAAGCACAUUGAGAAGCUUGAAAUAUAUGUACUGACACAAAGCAGCAUUGGGUUCUUCGAGUAUAAGAGCACGGGAGAGAUGGUACGAGCGAACGAGUGCUACUAUCGACUGAGCGGGUAUCCACGAGAUUGUCCAGCCGAUGUCAAACACAAGUUCCUCGAUCUCAUCCACCCAGCCGACGUGGAUCUUGUGUCCAACGCCUGGCGGUCCAUGAUCAAUGGGCAGUGGCAAAAAUUCGAACUGAGGUAUCUAAACGACACUGAGGAAGGUCAAUGGGCCCUAAUCGCGUGCCAGCCAGUCAAAGACAGUAACGGAAAUGUUACUUCCAUCAUCGGUGCGGUGACCGAUAUCUCUACCCAAAAGAGAAGUGAGAAGAUUGCUCUCGACCGUGCGGAGGCACUGGAACAAGCCAGGGCGAGCGAGGAGAGGUUUAAGCGAUGUAUGGACAUCGCCCCUGUCGGAUGCAUGAUAGCCGAUACCACCAAAGGAGUGCAGUACGUCAAUGAGGCAUGGUGGGAGCUCUCUCAGCAUUCUCGUGUACCGCUUGGUGAGAUCGACUGGAAUACGGUGCUCUACGAGGACGAUAUGGAGGUCGCCGACGAAGGUUGGCAGGCGAUGCUCCGUGGCGAACAAGUAACAUACACUUUGCGGCUCAAGAGGCUGUGGUACGAUAGCGAUGGAGGACCUCGAGGUCCUGCUGAAAUCAUGGUCACCGCAUUGCCUGAGUGUGAUGAGACUGGGGAGGUUGUCAGAGUCCUCGGAUUCACAGUCGAUGUGUCCCAUCUUAAAUAUCAGGCGAGAGUACAACGGCUACGGAUGGAAGAAGCACUUGAGGCGCGGAAAAAUCAAGAGAUGUUCUACGACACCGUCUGCCAUGAGAUUCGGAAUCCUCUUUCGGCUGUCAUCCAUUGCGCGGACUCCAUCAAUGAUAGCCUGGUCGAAAUGCGGAAGCUAGUCAAAAGCCUAGCCACAAAGAUUCGAGGCACUUCGAUCGACGAAGCAGAGAUAGGCUUGCUUCUUGAUCAUAUAUCGAGCAGUAAAGAGUCUGCGGAUACCGUUGCAGCCUGUUCCGACCACCAGAGGCGUCUGAUUUCCGACAUCCUCUCCUUGUCGAAGCUUGACUCUCAGCUUCUACAGAUUAGUCCGUCAACGGUUUCUGCUGCGACUCUGUUGGAAAAUGUCCGUAAGAUGUUUCAGACCGAAGCUCAGAGGGUAGGCAUCAUGUUAGAGGCCGCCACCGAUAUUUCCAUGGAUCAACUUAAAGUAGAGCAAGUUCACUUGGACGCUGGGAGAACUCUACAGAUCUUGAUCAACCUAGUCUCUAACGCCAUCAAAUUCAGCAAGAACCAACCAGGUCCACGCCGAAUCAGGGUCGUCAUGGGCGCUGCAAAUGAUAGGCCACUCGAUCUACCUGUCGAUUUCUCGGUGCACAAUCAGGAGUCGAUCUAUGAAGCAUGCACUGAAAGCCAAGACGGGUUCUAUCUAUGGUUUACGGUGACUGAUUCUGGACGCGGCAUGUCAGAGGAGGAGAAGUCACGUAUUUUCACCAGGUUUGCACAAGGGUCCCGGAAGACAUACUCCGAGUACGGUGGGUCUGGGCUUGGACUGUUUAUCUCCAGACAGCUUGUGGAAUUGCAAGGGGGGGAGAUAGGCGUCUCCUCUAAGCUUGGAGAAGGAAGCACGUUCGCAUUCUUCAUCAGCGCACCAGCUGUCCAACCAAUUACACAAUGCGGGUUGAGCACUAUGGCUGACGCGGUUCCAUACCCUACACAGAAGGCUGAUUCAGCCGUCUGUUUCGACAUGACAGAUACGGCGGAGCGAUGUAGGAAGACCAGCUUGCUCGUUGUUGAAGAUAAUAUUGUCAACCAGAAAAUACUUUGCAAGCAACUGAUCAAACACGGUUACAAUGUCCAUGUUGCCAAUAACGGACAAGAAGCCAUCGACUUCCUUACCGACUCGAUGAGGGAAGUCGAGAUCGACUGCGUCUUGAUGGAUAUCGAGAUGCCAGUCCUAGACGGUAUAACCGCGGCGAAGCGAAUCAGGGAGUGGGAGCGAGGAGGCAGCUUCGUCAGCAGCGACAGUAGCGGCAGCAGCAGCAGUAGUAGCUCUGGUUCUAGGCCUAGACUCUUGAGAGGAAGCAGCUCCAACUCGGUUCGAAGUGGCUGCAGUCUGGACAGCAGCAACGCCAGUGACGGCAAGCGGAUACAGGGCAGGCUCCCUAUUAUCGCCAUUAGUGCUAACGCAAGACCCGAACAAACUAAUGCCGCCAUUCUUGCAGGCAUGGAUGAUACGAUUGCAAAGCCAUUCCGGAUCAGCGAUCUUGUACCCAGGAUCAGCCAUCUGCUGAAGUAG
Aureobasidium subglaciale EXF-2481 is the source of this 3537-nucleotide messenger RNA. RefSeq lists its product as uncharacterized. The record is from RefSeq and is a predicted model, not a curated record. Gene Ontology annotation, molecular function: phosphorelay sensor kinase activity. Gene Ontology annotation, biological process: phosphorylation; phosphorelay signal transduction system. Bases 1 to 3537 code for a protein of 1178 amino acids. The transcript has 6 exons. Lineage: Eukaryota; Fungi; Ascomycota; Dothideomycetes; Dothideales; Saccotheciaceae.